This is a messenger RNA of Monosiga brevicollis MX1, 2202 nucleotides long. RefSeq lists its product as uncharacterized. NCBI's taxonomy places the organism in Eukaryota, Choanoflagellata, Craspedida, Salpingoecidae. The annotation marks the transcript as partial. The transcript has 14 exons. The record is from RefSeq and is a predicted model, not a curated record. Gene Ontology annotation, biological process: regulation of GTPase activity.
AUGAGCUUCGCCGAGGAGGAGGAGGACGACACGCUCGACGUGUCGGCUGCGACGGCCGCACCUUUUCCGGCUGGCCGCCGACCCACAACCUUGCGUGAUGAGGUAGAAACGCCUGAACCCGCGUCGGACGAUCUUCGCUGCUUCUGGAAAACCACCCUGCAAGUCCGAAUCAGCGAAGCAAAGAAUGUCAAGCCACCUCAGGCAGAGAGCAUGGCUGCUUUUUUCAAGAUUGUGGUUGAUGACGAAGUGGUCGCACAAACGAGCACCCAGCGCGGCGCAACCUCGCCGUUCUUCGGAGAUAGCUUUGACCUCUUGCUUUCCUACAAUUUCUCCCUCGUAUCGCUUCAGCUCUUCAUGCAGGUCUUUGUCGAGUUGACACGCACUCAGCUCGCCGGACGCGACAAGAUUGAGGUCACGGUCGUCAAAGCUCGUGACCUGCUCUUCAACUCAGACAAUAAUGCCCAAACCCAACACACCUUUGAGCUUCGCCUUGGAAGCACUUCGCACGAGUCAAGCGUUGCUAAUACCCGGUCUGUUGAUACGGCGGCGAGGCAAAGACCGGAACGAGUGGUGCAAAGUUGCCAGAUGGCUCACGAGGGCAUUCAGGUUGUUGUGCGUCCGGUGCUCACGUUGGCCACUCGUGCCAUGCCAUGCAGGCAUCCCAUGUGGGAUGAAUCGCUCACGGUGGAGACGGACGAUGUUCACGAGGAUCUCCUCAUUACUCUAUGGGAGGUGUCGCGCAAAACGCGACGCUUUCGCGGUCAGGCGCGCAUCCCUGUGCAAAGCUUGGACCUGGACGUCCGUCGACUCAUGUGGUACCGUCUUGGUCCUCGAAUCGACGACUUUGACGAGACCUCGAGCACAGGCGGCACCGUCCGUGUUUUUCUCAAGUCGAGCAGCGAGCUGGUCUUGCCAGAAAGCUCUUACGAGAACGUCGUCCAGCUUGUCGAGAGGGGCCGAGGAAGUGCGGUGCAUGCGAUCGGGCGCACGCUCACGAUGGGUUACGACUGGGUGCAGGAGCUUUCGGUUCAUAAGCCUUUGGAUGACUUUACGUUUCUGGGAGUUAUGAAUGCGCUACUGACGGAGAGCAAGCAGCAAGCCGGUGAAGCACUGCUUCCCUUUGACCGCGAAGACUUUGCUCGGGCCUUGAUGUCGACGUUUGUGAGCCGCCACAGCGCUGUUGCGUGUCUGCAGGCACUCAACGCCGCGGAAGUGCAGCGCGCCACUGAUCCAGCCACGUUGUUUCGCAGUAAUUCGUUGGCAUCUAAGCUGCCUCGCAAGGCCGCACAGAGUGGUGUCGUGCGUAAGCACGCGGAUCACUUGAUCCGAUACCUCGAUGCCAUCCUCAAGGCCAUGUUUCACACGGUCUCGGCCAGUCCCAUGAUUAUGCGCCAGGUCUUUAGUCACUUGCGACAGUCCGUUGCUGCGAAUCAAGACUUGGUGCAUCGGGACAAGGAUGCGCCGUUUACGGCCGUGUCGGGGUUUCUUUUCUUGCGUUUCUUUGCGCCUGCCGUCCUCAAUCCCAAGCUGUUUGGUAUGCGUGACGAGCGGCCUACGGGCAACGUGGCACGAACACUGACGCUUUUGGCCAAGGCCAUUACAACGAUUGGAAAUCUGGGCUCGGCCCUGGCCGGUGGCAAGGAGCCCUACAUGGACCCAUUACGACCCAUUAUUGAGGACAGCAUUGACUCGGCUCGUGCAUAUAUUUUGGCCAUGAGCACCGAGCCGAGUGCCAAUGAGCGCUCGUCUUUGAUGUCGGUGGAGACGUACAACAAGGAAGAGAUUGUCUUUCAGCAAGAAAAGGUGGCCGUGACAGACAGUGCCACCAUGGCUUUGAAGAAGCGCAGCCUCACACUGUCUUCACGAGAGCUCACGGUGAACAAGCGUGGCAAUACCGAACUCAAGAUUGAUGUGGAACAGAUUCGCAAUGUGGAGCGGGUUGAUGCGGACGCGUUUGACCGGCCGUAUGUGGUUCAGCUGGUGUUGCCCCUCAGCACAAUUUACAUUGAUAUGUUCAAUGCCGAGCAAUUGGAGACGUUCUUGCAGGUCAUGCGCAAAAUCCUGCAAGCGUCCGAUGCCGAGGUGCGCACGGCCUGUCACACGGGCGUGUAUCGCAAAGACCACUGGACGUGUUGUCAAGGGUUUUCGCCGGGCACGUUGCCCUGUGGCAAAGGGCAUGUCACCUCGCUCCAGGAUCCAUUG